Blepharisma stoltei is the source of this 585-nucleotide messenger RNA. The record is from the annotation of a GenBank genome assembly. NCBI's taxonomy places the organism in Eukaryota, Ciliophora, Heterotrichea, Heterotrichida, Blepharismidae.
AUGGAUCCAAAACAUUUCAGGAAUUUGUCAGGACUUUCUCCAGUUUCCUGAAAGCGUAAAAAUUCUUCAAUUACUGCUCUUUCUCAAGACUCAUCGCCGUUAAAACCUAUAAAUCUGAGAAAAAACAGCACUGACACAUUAUUUUACGGAACUGCUCAUGCAGCUCAAUUUUAUGCAUUGAGCCUAAUGCCAAGCUUAACUCUUCCUCUGUCUGAAAGCCCUGUAAGGAAAAAGGAGCUCGAUAAUUAUUCACCUACUUCAACUAUCAAUGAAUUCUUCAAGGAAAAAAGAGAUUCGCCUAACAUAAAUUUUGAUAAAAAAAGAAAAAAUCCCAGAUAUUCCAGAGGUGUAAAAUCAUAUGAUUUCAAAAGUAGCUCAUUAAAACCCCUAUAUUUUAAUUCACCAAGUCCGAGUAGCAAUCUUAAAAGAACAAAAAUGCUGCCAUUAUUUUCAGAUUGGGAACUAAAAGAGGCACUUAAGCCAUUGAGAAAAAGAAAUUUAAGAAAUAAGAGAAUGACUCUUGUAGCUUCAGUUAAGAGAAUGGAUUCUUACAAGCCUAAAGAUUUUGAUUUGGUAGGCUUUUAA